GGUCUUGCUCACAGGCAGUGUUGACGAGCUCACGUUUGUGCUGAACAACCAGCACUUGUUUCUCUUUCUUUUCUCUUUUCUCUUUCUUAAAUACAUCCUUACCCAUCUUUGUAAUCCUCGCUUUUCUUUUCUUCGCUCUGGCGACACAACUGUCUCACAGUAAAAGUCCGAUCCGAAUAACUGUACCACUCACUCCUUCUAUCUUGCCAUGGCCACACAGAACCCAAUUCGCAGGAAGCUCGUCAUUGUCGGCGACGGUGCCUGUGGAAAGACCUCUCUUCUCUGUUCCUUUGCUCUGGGUGAAUUUCCUAAAGAAUAUCAACCAACCAUCUUCGAAAAUUAUGUCGCUGAGAUCAGACUAGACGGAAAACCCGUACAGUUGGCCCUGUGGGAUACUGCUGGUCAAGAAGAAUAUGAACGUUUACGACCCCUCUCAUAUUCAAAAUCUCACGUGAUCCUAAUCGCGUUUGCCAUCGACACCCCUGAUUCUCUCGAGAAUGUGACAGUCAAAUGGAUUGAAGAAGUGAGGACGAUAUGCGGCCCCACCAUCCCCAUUCUCUUAGUGGGAUGCAAAGCGGACUUACGACCUCCGCCCAACUCAUCAAACAGCGGCCAAUAUGUUUCUCGGGCACAAGCAGAACGAGUAGCUCAAGAGAUUGGUGCGCGGGCGUACAAGGAGUGUUCAGCACUCAAGAUCGAGGGUGUCGAUGACGUAUUUGAGGCUGCUACGCGGGCGAGCAUGCUCAUGCGAGAGGGUGUGCCUUCGUCGGCGCACCAUAGGAGGAAGAGCAGCAACAGGAAUGGGGUGCCGAAUGGCGAAACUGCAAGCGGAGGGCUCAAGUGCUGCGUCAUAUGUUAAUAUGCGUGGUUUCCUGAUUAGUAUACAUAGGCCGUCGCCGAUGGACCGUGGACCCCCCAUAGCUUUCUUACUUUCUCCAGUAUUUGAUACUUUUGGAGCACUCGCACAAACUGUCUAACAGUUGUGUUAGAGUGUCUCCCCCUCGAUUUUGUUAAUAUCCAUAGGAUCUCCCAUUCGUCUCAUACUUGUUAUGCAUAGUACCAUCUUGCUUACUUUUAUAACCUGUUGCUUGUAAGCCAUGUCCCUACAUUUGUUCAUGCAUGUCUUGGAGCCCGAUGGACGGUACACCACAGGUUACGUUUUUUUACACAGUAUGACAGACGUAUAUUACACUUCAUUCUUUGAAAGUUCGAGUACAUGUACAUGUUGUAUGCAGAGAUUGAUCUGAUUCCGUUUUCUGAAUAAUCCUAUUUCCGCCUUCCUAUCAACACCCCUAGAAGUAGGCAGGAUGAUAGUUUGUUUCGCGUGUACC
This is a messenger RNA of Serpula lacrymans var. lacrymans S7.9, 1331 nucleotides long. RefSeq lists its product as uncharacterized. Lineage: Eukaryota; Fungi; Basidiomycota; Agaricomycetes; Boletales; Serpulaceae. Gene Ontology annotation, molecular function: GTP binding; GTPase activity. The record is from RefSeq and is a predicted model, not a curated record. The coding region runs from base 209 to 859 and encodes 216 amino acids. Gene Ontology annotation, biological process: small GTPase-mediated signal transduction. The transcript is spliced from 8 exons.